Leptinotarsa decemlineata (Colorado potato beetle) is the source of this 331-nucleotide messenger RNA. Its product is annotated as 14 kDa phosphohistidine phosphatase. NCBI's taxonomy places the organism in Eukaryota, Metazoa, Arthropoda, Insecta, Coleoptera, Chrysomelidae. Gene Ontology annotation, cellular component: cytosol. The record is from RefSeq and is a predicted model, not a curated record. Gene Ontology annotation, molecular function: protein histidine phosphatase activity. Gene Ontology annotation, biological process: peptidyl-histidine dephosphorylation.
CUGACAUCAACGAUAAAGUAACUUCGGAACUUCAAGCGCUAAAAGCUUCCAAAGUUAUUCGUGACUGGAGAUCGAAAGUGCUAGGAGGAGGACGAAUAAGCCAUGAUCCGGAAAGUAAACAAAUUAAAGUAUACGGAUAUUCACAGGGUUAUGGUAAAGCAGAUCACCAAGUAUCAGUGGAUAUUUUAAAGAAAACUUAUCCGGAUUAUGAAAUCAACUUUUCGGAUGAAGGUUACUAAAUUAUCAGUAUAUUGUAGUAUUGUAGUUUUUUCAGAUGAAUAAAACUGUCAUUGAAUUGUGAACGGCUACAAAUAAAUGCAUAUAUCAUUUA